Molecule: messenger RNA, 732 nt
Organism: Neurospora tetraspora
Lineage: Eukaryota; Fungi; Ascomycota; Sordariomycetes; Sordariales; Sordariaceae
Exons: 4
Coding region: 1-732 (243 amino acids)
Source: RefSeq, a predicted model, not a curated record
AUGUCCACAAAUGCGUCCACAAACGCGUCGACCAGCGCCUUCACCAGCGCCUCCACCAACGAAUCCACAGGCCUAAUAGAGAUGUUCGUUCACCCGGAGGGGAAGUUUUUCCCCUUCCGCCGCCCAAGACUCCCUCUCGACACCUCCGCGCAGCCGCAGCAACAACCCCACGAGCCCACAGAAGCACCAACGGCAGCACAAACCACGCCUAAUCUGCUAGAGAGAGGAGGCAUACAAGGAUCAAAGAUGCCCUUGCAGCUGCCCGGCCUCCCCCCGGCCCCUAGUAGCAGGCAUAGGUCCAAGAAGAAGCCCGUCUUCGACCUCCAAACCCACUCCAUCUGGCUCACACAAGCCUCCUCGUGCGGCUCCACGCCCGCCGCGCUCAAGGACGUCACCGAUUUAUCUCGAGUAGUAGGGAAGUGCGAGGUGCAGCCGGGCCAGAAGGAGGCGGUGGUGGAUGUGGUUUCGGAGACGGCGAUGGCGGCGCCUAGUUCGACAACUGACACUGAUGCUGUGACUCGAACUGGAGGGUUAGGGUUGUCGGGGUUUGUCACCACGACAUUGGCGGUACCUACGGCGGCGGUGGCGGCGACGAGUUCAGCUGGUGGUGGAAGCGGGGAUGGAGGUGUGAGCGCUACUGCGUUGGCGUCCUUUGGGGUAAGAAUGACUGGCGAUAAGGUGUUGAGCGUCGCGGUGGCUGUCGUCGUUGUGAUGCUGGGAAGUCUGUUGUGA